Sphaeroforma arctica JP610 is the source of this 183-nucleotide messenger RNA. RefSeq lists its product as hypothetical. The transcript has a single exon. Lineage: Eukaryota; Ichthyosporea; Ichthyophonida. Gene Ontology annotation, cellular component: myosin complex; cytoplasm; vesicle. Gene Ontology annotation, molecular function: ATP binding; actin filament binding; microfilament motor activity. Gene Ontology annotation, biological process: actin filament organization; vesicle transport along actin filament. The annotation marks the transcript as partial. The record is from RefSeq and is a predicted model, not a curated record.
AUGUUUUUGCCCCAGAUUACUCGACCGAACAACUUCACCAUCAAACAUUACGCCGGUGAUGUGCUGUACGACUGCCAGGGCUUUGUGGAGAAGAACAAGGACGUACUCUUCAAGGACUUAGUGCUGUGCAUGCAGAGCACCGACCAGGACUUUAUCCUAGACCUUUUCCCGGAGGAUGUCGCG